AUGUUGGACUUACAUCCUUACACCAUCUUGCUCCUGGUGUUCAUAGUGCUCUUGUUCAAGCAUGCCAUCAACGAAGUGGGCAAGAACAACAUCCAAGAUUGGGCCUGGGGCUACUACAUCAAGUUUGGCUCGAGGAUCGGGUUGAGCCAGUUCGCCGAGUACAACCAAAAGAAGACGGAAUUGAACAAGGUCAACCGCGAGAAGAGGUCCAUCAGUGCCCAAGACCAAUACGCCAAAUGGACCAAGUUGAACCGUCAGGCUGACAAGUUGACCGCGGAGAUCAAGAGCUUGGACGAGCACAUUUCACAGAACAAGGCUGGCAUCAAUAGGGUGGUGGGCUUGGUCACCAUGGUUUUGACCACCUUGCCAAUCUGGGGGUUUAGAGUCCUCUUCAGAAAAUCGGUACUUUUCUACUUCCCUACGGGUGUGUUGCCCUACUACCUCGAAUGGUUCUUGGCCUUGCCCUUUAUCAAAACAGGAGGUGUUGGUUUGACCAUAUGGAUGUUCACCGUGAACAGCGUGCUCUCUUCCUUGGCGUUGUUAGUUUCCUUCCCAUUUGAGAAACCGGUAUCUAAGCCAGUAAAGCAGACUCGGGAAAGCAAAGACACUAAGACUGACACGAAGGCCGAAAUUAAGGCUGACACUAAGGCUGACACCAAGGCCACUAAUUGA
Molecule: messenger RNA, 672 nt
Organism: Suhomyces tanzawaensis NRRL Y-17324
Lineage: Eukaryota; Fungi; Ascomycota; Pichiomycetes; Serinales; Debaryomycetaceae
Product: GET complex subunit
Exons: 1
Coding region: 1-672 (223 amino acids)
Biological process (GO): tail-anchored membrane protein insertion into ER membrane
Cellular component (GO): GET complex
Source: RefSeq, a predicted model, not a curated record